Molecule: messenger RNA, 4741 nt
Organism: Colius striatus (speckled mousebird)
Lineage: Eukaryota; Metazoa; Chordata; Aves; Coliiformes; Coliidae
Gene: NPHP4
Product: nephrocystin 4
Exons: 28
Coding region: 116-4345 (1409 amino acids)
Biological process (GO): negative regulation of canonical Wnt signaling pathway; protein localization to ciliary transition zone
Cellular component (GO): ciliary basal body; non-motile cilium; ciliary base
Source: RefSeq, a predicted model, not a curated record
GUGAUGAGCGCGGCGGCACAUCCGUCUCCCCCCGGCGCCGCGAGAGGUUGGUCGAGCCCGAUAUGAUGGCGCCGGGGCGCGCCGGGCACGGGCCGUAGCCGAUGCCGGGAGCACGAUGAGCGAGUGGCGGAGGAUGUUUGAGCAGACCCUCGCCCUUCCUCCGCACAGCCAGCGCAGGCGGGGCCGCCCGCUGCCUUCCACGGCCUUCCGCUGCGUCCUCAAGUACCUGGAAGGGGCCGCCCUCGCCCAGGGAGCCGAGUACCAGCUGCGUCUCUCCCUCUUUGAUGCCACCUACCACCAUUUCUUCGGGAGGACGUGGCACAGCGGCUGGCGAGCUGCCCGGGUCACCCCGCCGCGCCCGGCCAGGGCGGCUUUCCACGAGACUGUGUACUUCCACACCUCUCUGAACCAGCCCGGCAUUGCUGCUGUCGUGGAAGUGGUGGUGGCGGCUGGGAGAGGGGAUGGAGGCUCUCAGCACCGCUCCUGUGGCUUUGGGCUCAUCCCCCUCUUCGGCGGCGGGUCGGAGGCGACGGAGCCGGCCGCUGAGGACAGAGCACUGAAGCUGUACCAUGGGACACCACGUGCCUUACUGCAUCCACGCUUCCAGGACCCUCUGGAAAAGAACAAAUACUUGAUGGUGAUGGAGAAGAGCCACCUGCAAUAUGCCCUGAAGCCCCACCAACCCCUGGAGACAGUAUUUCACCUCCUUCCUGAAAACCUUCUGUUGUCUGGGCUGCAGACCAUUCCUGGCUUGCUGCCAGCACGAGGAGGUGCAAGCGACUGCUUGCAGAAGCCCCGGCUGAUGAAGCCGGUCACCUGCUACCUGGAGAAGCUGCGUGUCCAGCUGCUCCCUUCCUUGGAGGAGUUUGAGGAGGAGCUGCUGGAGCUGCUGAACGAGGAUCGCUUACUUCAGGCCAGCGCCGUGCCCGGUGGCGAUGGGCUGGGGGUCCGGGAGCGGCGGCUGCACGUCGGCGUCCACAACGGCCUGCGCUUCGUCCAGACCCCGCAGGUGGCCGUGCUGGUGCCCGAGGCUGAGGCUGGUGGCUGCCCAGGGGUGCCUGGCAUGGGGGCCAGGGGUGAAGGUCAAGCCCUGGUCCUGAGGAGCCGCAUCCACUUGAGCGAAAUGGUCCCUCACCCGGCGUUUCGGGUCUGCUUCCAGCUGGAGUAUGUCUUCUGCAGCUCGGGGAGAGCUGCUGGGAAGGCCCUGCCCGGUGCCGGCGAGGCAGCCGACAUGCGCUCGGUGCGCUGGGCCGUCUGGAGCCCCGUCCUGGAUGCCGACGAGGCUGAGGUGGUUCUGCCCCUGCGCGGCGGUGCCCAGCGCGGCCCCUGCCAAGCCCUGGCCUACCGCACCGGCAGCAGCUCCCGCCAGGGGAAGCACGUGGAGUCUGGGACUGUCCAAUUCCAUGUUUCCACUGAUUCGGAAGAACAUCUUGUAACUGGAGCGGAGACGCUGCACAGAGACGGGGACGAGCCGCAGGAGCCUCCCACGCCGCCGCUGAGUUCUACAGCCCUGCUGCCAACGGCCUCCCCACGGGGACCAGGGCUCUCAGUGUCCCAGCUGUCGGCUGUGCCUCGGGGCCGGGUCCCGGCACAGGGAGCGGGGAUCACUCACCUGGAAGCCGCCCUCGGCUCUCCGGACGCGGAGCCGAGCGCUGGGGAGCAGCUGCGAGCGCUGCCCUUCGCCCCGCUGCAGGUGCCCGUGGCUGCCGUGGGGCUGCAGGCAGGCAGCUCCCCCACGCUGCCGUCCCGUGCCUCCCUGGCACGCCUGCACGCCGCCGGCUUCCCCGAGAUCCUGGACUGCAACCAGGAGCCGGUGGAAGUCUCGGAGCCGGGGGACCCCGUGAGUUUCAGCCUGCAGCUGGAGGAAGCUGACCCUCUGCAAGGCAAUGAAGUAGUGCUGCAGUUCCUUGGUUUUGACAGGGAUGCCCAGGAUGGUGCAGAGGGGACGUGGCCACAGACCAUCUUCCUCACCUUCCAGUUCUACCGUUUCCCACCAGUCACCACGCCACGGCUGCAGCUGGUGGGCACGGCCGGGGGACUGGCGGUGCCGGCACAGCUCCUUGUCCAGCUCAACAAGGACGGCACCCUCAGCACCGGGCCGCCGGGGCUGCAGCUGAGGUACCUGGUGGAGCCCGCGUUCCUGCGGCCCGGGGAGCAGCGCUGGUUCCUGCGCUACUUGGCCGAGCACAGCCUCCAGAUUGACGUCUGGGAUGGAGACUCCCUGCUCCUGGUCGGCUCAGCUGCCGUGAAACUGAAGCCGCUGCUGCGCCAGGGCCGGGCGGCCGUCAGGACCCACCACGAGCUGGAGGUGACCACGACCGAGUACGAGCCGGAGGUGGUGGUGCUGGGCCGGGAGGCUGUGCGGCACGGAGCCCUGUGGCCCCUCGGCGUGCGCGUGGCACUGCGGGGCCGCCUGCACCUCUGCUUGGCCAACGUCGGCCACCUCUGUGAGGAGGCCCCGGGGCAGCCGCCGUCCCCGCAGCCGUCCCGCAUCGUGCCCCCACCUGACGGUGCUCCCGGCAGCUGCAUCCCCCUGAGCGCGGCCGGCGGUGAGUCUGUGCCAGUCUGUGGCACCGUGCUGCCGGCGCUUUACCCCCAGCCGUGGUGUGGUGGUCUCCUUCCCUUUCCCGGCACCAUGGCAGGUUUGGGGUCCGCCACCGGUGCCAUGGCGCUUCUUCCCGCAGGCGGGUGGGUGUCGCGGGCGCGGCGGCUGGUGGAGGUGGACGGCGAGCUGGCGGCUGUGCUGCAGAGCCAGCGGCCGGAGCCGCGGCCGGGCCCCCCGGCUGCCCACAGCGAGGCCGCGGCAGCCCGGCGGCGCAAGCUGCGGCGCAUGGCGCUGGUGCGGCAGCGGGAGGACGCCGGCAGCGGGAGGAUGUCCCAGCUCUCGGAGCGGUGCGCCCGGCACGUGCGGGACCUGCAGAUCAUCGACGCGUACCGGGAGCACACCAAGGGCGAGAGCAUCUCGCGGGUGCUCAGCCAGGCCAUCACCUCCACACACACCGUGCGCGCCGUGAUGGGGACGGCGGAGUUCUUCGAGUUUGCCCUGAAGAACCCCUACAGCGUCCAGCACACCGUGACCAUCGAGGUUGACCACCCUGACCUCAGCGUCAUCCUGGACCCCAGGGAGUGGCGUCACUUCAAGGAGCUGACCAAGAGCGUUACACCGGUGGAGGAGGAGAUGUUCCACCUCCGUGACGACCACAGGCCUCAGGUCUACCUGCGCCCCAAGGAGACCAUCCGCAUCCCCUUUAAAUACCAGACCUUCUCUGCAGACCCCGCAGUCACCGUGGCACAGGGGCCGGCAGGGCUGGGCACCGGUGCUCAUGCAGCCACACACUCCCUGGGGAAGAGCGGGGCUGGGCAGACAAAGCACAUCCAGGUCUCCUUCCAGGUGAGCGGGGGGAAGCCCAUCGCGCUCCUGCAGGUGAAGGUGGAGCCGCAGCCCCACGUGGUGGAUCAGACCUUCCGCUUCUACCACCCAGAGCUCACCUUCCUGAAGAAGACCAUUCGGCUGCCCCCAUGGCACACCCUUCCUGGCGCGCCGGUGCGGACGCCGGGGUGGCAGCCAGAGGUAUUUGUUCGCUGCAGUGACCCCGACAUCAUCUGUGAAACCAAAAACAUGGGGCCCGGCGAGCCGCAGGACAUCUUCUUAAAAGUAGCUGGAGGACCAAGCCCACAGAUCAAGAAGUUCUUUGUUGCUAUUUACAUGGACGCGUGGCUGGCGGCUCCUGUGCAGAUCUGGCAGCUGUACCUGCACUCGCUGCAGCGCCUGGACGUGGGCUGCACGGCCAGCCAGCUCGCCCGCCUCUCCCUGCUGCUGCGGGGCACCCCGGCCCCGCGCAGGGUCCGCGCCUUCACCUCCCACCCCCAGGAGCUGCAGGUGGAUCCGGACGGCGCCUUCCUUCUCCCUGCCAACGGCAUCCAGGAGCUCCGCAUCGGCGUGCGGCCCCGGCGGGCCGGCAGCAGGUUCCUCUACCUCAACCUGGUGGAUGUGGAGUCCCACCAGCUGGUUUCCUCCUGGCUGCUGUGCCUGACCUGCCGGCAGCCCCUCAUCUCCAAGGCCUUCGAGAUCUCGCUGCCCGCGGCGGGCGGCAGAGGCUGCAACAAGCGCAUCACCUACACCAACCCCUACCCCUCACCCAGGACCUACUUCCUCUGCACCAACCGGCCCGACCUCGUGCAGUUCAAGGAGGACUCCUUCGAGGUCGCUGGUGGGGAGGUCUACACCAUCGGGCUGCGCUUCGCCCCGAGCCGCAGCGUGGGCGAGGAGGAGAUCCUCAUCCACAUCAACGACCAUGAGGACAAGAACGAGGAGACCUUCUGUGUGAAGGUCCUGUACCAGUGAGGGUGCCCAGCUGCCUGGAUGCCCGUAUCCCUCCGGCCAGGGCUCGUGCUGGGAGCGCCGUCUCCUCACGCUCACCUCGCCAAGCCAGGAGCUGCGGCUGUCCCCCAGCGGCUGCUGGCGGCGCCGUGCGGCUCUGUCGGCACAACCCAGGGCCAGUGUGUGUGGUGCUGCCCGCCGUGGCUGCAGGAUGCCUUGAUUUUUGUCAAGUGCUACUAUCUUUUAGACACCUUGGAAUCUUUUUUUAACUUAAAAGGUUUGCAGAUCUGACUCUGCAGCGCGUUUGUGAAGUAUUUCGUAUUUCACGGUGAGUUUUGUACGCACACAAGUCGCUUGCUGAUGUUUUCUAGACUUUUUUACUCAUUGUUGAUCAAUUAAACUUGCUGCACAGCCUUGGCA